Messenger RNA from Guillardia theta CCMP2712, 567 nucleotides. RefSeq lists its product as hypothetical. The transcript has a single exon. Lineage: Eukaryota; Cryptophyceae; Pyrenomonadales; Geminigeraceae. The record is from RefSeq and is a predicted model, not a curated record. The coding region runs from base 1 to 567 and encodes 188 amino acids.
AUGUUGUCUCAACAAUUCAUUGUGCCCGUCUCUGCGUUGCUCUCAGUCCUAUCUGAUGAAUGUCGGUGGUCUACCUGCUUUCUCUCGACGCUGGUGCCCUUGGCAACUCUCCAGCAAGCAUCAAACUCUCAGAAUCCAGAAGAUUCUCUGAGGUUCCUCCUGAUCCUAGUCCUGGCCCUCUUCGUCGCAACGUUCGUGCAGUCCAUGGUUGGAGUGCGGCAGGUGGUGAAGAGAGGAGAUGUUGAAGGCGUCAUCAGCGACCUCUUCUCCCUCCUCUUCACUGGAGCUGCUUCAGGGCAUGCGAUCCUUGCACUGAAUGAUCUCGGUCAACAGAACCAGUCAGCAGUCUUGUUUUUGAUACUCCUCGACGGUGCACUGUUGGCCCUUGUUGGACAUUUCUUUCUGAGAGGGACAUGGCUGGUUGCAGCAGGCGUGCUAGGCGUGCUGUCGUUCCUACAGUACAGCAAAGAAGAGAUGUCAAGGGUGCAGGAGGUUGCUCCAGCACUUGUCUUGUCGUGUCUUACUGCUGCUCCGCUCUCCAAGAUCUACAACGACAACUUCGGGUAA